AUGUCUGCAUUGAGCCAAUUAUAUUCAUUGAUUAUAUCGGAUAUCUGGACAACAAUUAUUAGUCUACUAAUUGGUUAUGUUGUCUACUAUUUGGCAAAAUUUUAUUACCAAUAUUAUAGUCUACCUCCCGGUCCAUUCCCAUUACCAUUGAUCGGCAAUUUAUUAACAUUUAGAAGUAGACAUCAUUGGGAUUAUAUUAUGAGAAAAUUGGCCAAAAAAUAUGGUCCAAUAUUUACCGUAUAUUUGGGAAACAGUCCGCAAAUUAUGAUCACCGAUCCGGUCAUAGCUAGAAAAGCAUUCAAUAAAUCGGAUUUUUCGGGAAAAACUCAAACUUAUUUUGUCAAAUUAAUGGGUGAUGGUGUCAUAAUGGCUGAUUACGGACCCAAUUGGGAAACACGUAGAAAUGUUGCGCACGCGGCAGUUAAAAAAUAUUCAAACAAUGAACGAUUGGUUAACGUAGUCGUCGAUUGUGUGGACAAUACAGUGGAAACAAUGUUGAAAACUAUUGGUCCAAACAAACCCAUUGAACCAUCAGAUUAUAUAUAUCUAACAUUUUUAAACAUUUUGGCUAAUAGUGCUUUCAAUGAAAAAUAUAGUAUCGAUGAUCCAGAAUUUAAAAAAUUCAAAUUUGUUUUAAAAGAUUUAUUUUACGAAUUGGCACAACUAAUUAGUUUCUGUGAAUAUUCAAAACUAAUUCAAUGGAUUUAUUAUAAAUAUUUAAAAAAAAUACUUAAACAUUUCGAUGAAAUUCGUGAAAUUAUUAUUGAAAAACUAAAAAUUCAUUAUAAAGAUUACGAUCAGAAUAUUGAACGAGAUUUUUGCGAUACAUUGAUUGCGGCUAAAAAUAAUGCGCUCCGGGAGGGAGUGGGACAGGGAGUGGGAGUUAGCAAACAAUCUGUGGCUAAGUAUCUAACGGAUGAUAAGCUCGGUAUGACUGUGUUUGAUAUGUUUUUUGCCGGAAUCGAUACAUCCUAUAAUACAUUUCAAUGGAUGCUAUUGUUUUUAGCAAAUGAUUUAAAUGUGCAAAAAAAAUUACGAAAUGAAAUUUCCGAUAAAAUCGGUGACCGAUUGCCAACACUUGACGAUAGACAACGAUGUCAUUAUUCAAUGGCAUUCAUAUCGGAAACAUUAAGAUUCAGAAAUGUUGUUCCCGUAGGCGUCGAACAUAAGGCUAUAGUCGACAGUAAAAUAGGUAAUUAUAUGAUACCGAAAAAUAUGUCAGUAUAUGUCUAUCAGGGGUUUAUAUUGAGAAACGAUAGCAACAAGUAUUUGACAACAAAUCCUAAUGACUUUAUACCCGAGCGCUUCAUCGACAGUGACAACCAUUAUAUGACACCAACCAGUGGUUCGCAACCAGAUUUCAUACCCUUUGGUGUCGGACGUCGUGUAUGUAUAGGCGAAAAGAUGGCCAUCGCUGACCUGUUCCUAGUUUUGAUCCGAUUUCUACAAUCGACACAAACCUAUGACAUAGUUUUGGACAGUCAUCAGGGUUUUGAUGCCGAUCCUAAUAAUAGCGAUUCAAUUAGUCCCAGUAGUUAUACAAUUAUGUUUAAAUCUAAAUCAUAA
Messenger RNA from Oppia nitens, 1566 nucleotides. Its product is annotated as cytochrome P450 2E1-like. The transcript has 6 exons. Lineage: Eukaryota; Metazoa; Arthropoda; Arachnida; Sarcoptiformes; Oppiidae. Gene Ontology annotation, molecular function: iron ion binding; oxidoreductase activity, acting on paired donors, with incorporation or reduction of molecular oxygen; heme binding. The record is from RefSeq and is a predicted model, not a curated record. Bases 1 to 1566 code for a protein of 521 amino acids.